AUGAAUAAUAAAAUUUCGGGUAUUAACUCUAUUUGUUCUGAGACUGGAUAUUUCGAAUGUGUACAAGAGUUCAAGAGUAAAGAAAAAUUACCAACACUUGUCUAUCAUUAUCCAGAUCAAGCAAGUAAAUUUAUUGCAUUAGAAAUUGUCAAAGCAAUAGAAAAAUCAAAUUCUGAAGGAAAAUCAUUUGUAUUGGGUUUAGCUGCUGGUUCAACUCCUUCAUCAGUUUACGAUCAUUUGGUUAAACUUUACCAAGAAAAAAAAGUUUCAUUUAAAAAUGUUAUAACUUUUAACAUUGACGAAUAUUAUCCAAUUAAAAGAAGUAAAAUUCAAAGUUACUAUAGAUUUAUGCAAGAAAAUUUUUUCGAAUUAAUUGAUAUCAAUAAAGAAAAUAUUAACUUUUUAAAUGGUGAAAUUAAAGAAGAAGAAAUUGAUGAACAUUUAAAGGAAUAUGAAAAGAAAAUCGAAAAGGUUGGUGGAUUAGAUUUAAUUUUAGUUCCACUUGGUAAAAGAAUUGGAUUUAAUGAAGCAGGCUCACCAUUUAAUACCAAAACACGUUUAGUAGAUUUAGAACAAAAUACCAGAAUUGACUCUGCAAGUGAUUUCUUUGGCACUGAACAUGUACCACACCAUGCAUUGACUAUGGGUCUUUCAACUAUUUUCUCAAGUAAAAGAGUUAUUUUGAUGGCUUUCUCUGAAGGUAAAGCUUCAAUUGUACAAAAAACCACCGAGGGUGAUAUUACUAUUUCCGUUCCAUCAUCUAUUUUCCAAAACCAUAAAAACUGUCAAUUGGUAAUCGAUGAAUCAGCAGCUGUUGAAAUUACUCGUUGUAAACAACCAUGGACCAUUCAAUCUACCAGUUCAACCUUAACCAUUAAAUGGACUCCAUUACUCGCUCGUAAAGCUGUUAUUUGGUUAUCAUUAAAAUUAGGUAAACCAAUUUUAAAGUUAGAAGAAGAGGAAUACCACGAUAACAAUCUUUCAUCACUUUUAAAGGCCUACGGUCCAUGCCACAAUUUAAAUCUUAAAGUUUUCAGAAACUUACAAGCAACCAUCAAUGUCAUUGUUUUUUCACCACAUCCAGAUGACGAUGUAAUUUCAAUGGGUGGCACUUUUAUUCGUUUAUGUGACCAAGGUCAUCAAGUUCAUGUAGCCUAUCAAACCAGUGGUAACAUUGCAGUUUGGGAUGAUGAUGCAGUUAGAUUUGCAAAUUUCGGAAGUGAAUUUGCUCGUAUUUUCAAAUUAGGUGGAGACAGCGAAAACAAGAGCAAACAAAUAGAACAAGGUGUCGAAGAUUUCAUCAAAACUAAAGAACCAGGUCAACCUGAUUCAAAAGAGAUUCAAUUAAUUAAAGGUUUAAUUCGUCAAACUGAAGCACGUGCUGGUGCUCGUUAUGCAGGUGUUAGAUCGGAUAGAAUUCACUUUUUAGAUUUACCAUUCUACGAAACUGGUGCUGUUAAAAAGAAACCAUUGGGCGAAGAAGAUAUCCAAAUUAUGGUUAAAUUUUUAGAAUCUGUUAAACCAGAAAUUAUAUUUGCUGCUGGUGAUUUAUCAGAUCCACACGGAACUCAUCGUGUUUGUCUCAAAGCUAUUUUAGCCGCCAUUGAACGUUUAAAAAAUAAUGAUUGGAUGAAAGAAUGUCAAGUUUGGUUAUAUCGUGGUGCUUGGCAAGAAUGGGAACCUGAAAGAAUUGAAAUGGCAGUUCCAAUGUCACCAUUUGAACUUCAAAGAAAACGUAUGUCCAUCUUUAAACAUCAAUCUCAAAAGGAUGUCCCUGCUUUUCCAGGUACUGAUAAACGUGAAUUUUGGAUGCGUGCAGAAGAUCGUAAUCGUGCCACUGCCAAAAUUUAUGAUAAACUUGGUUUAACAGAAUUUGAAGGUAUGGAAGCUUUUGUUUCAUGGUCACUCAAUGAUGGUACCAACUAUUAA
Messenger RNA from Dictyostelium purpureum, 1929 nucleotides. RefSeq lists its product as uncharacterized. Bases 1 to 1929 code for a protein of 642 amino acids. The record is from RefSeq and is a predicted model, not a curated record. The transcript is spliced from 3 exons. Lineage: Eukaryota; Evosea; Eumycetozoa; Dictyosteliales; Dictyosteliaceae. Gene Ontology annotation, biological process: carbohydrate metabolic process; N-acetylglucosamine metabolic process. Gene Ontology annotation, molecular function: glucosamine-6-phosphate deaminase activity.